Messenger RNA from Trichoplax adhaerens, 816 nucleotides. RefSeq lists its product as uncharacterized. Gene Ontology annotation, biological process: monoatomic anion transport; transmembrane transport. Gene Ontology annotation, molecular function: transmembrane transporter activity. The transcript is spliced from 5 exons. The record is from RefSeq and is a predicted model, not a curated record. Bases 1 to 816 code for a protein of 271 amino acids. Lineage: Eukaryota; Metazoa; Placozoa; Uniplacotomia; Trichoplacea; Trichoplacidae.
AUGGUGAGAAUGGAUGAAAAUCAACCACUUUUAGGCGGUCAACAUAAUCGUGAAACAAUGGAAUCGACCAAUUGUGUAUAUACAAUUUGUUCUCAGUGUCGUUGUUUGCCAACACGAUACGUGCUAGCUUUAAUGGGAUUCCUAGGUUUCUAUUGCCAUAUUGCUUUACGAGCUAAUUUGAGUAUCGUAAUGGUCGCAAUGACCAAUACCACUGUGGACACUAGCUACAAUAGUUCGGCGGUCGAGUGCCCAAAGUACAAUAUCACUGGAACACAGUUAAUCGGGGAAUUCGACUGGGAUCACAAAUUACGAGGGUCAUUUUUCUAUGGAUUUAUCAUAACGCAAGUGCCAGGUGGAUGGUUAGCGGAAAAAUGGGGCGGCAAACGUUUAUCCGGUUAUUCUAUGCUUGGUACAUCAAUUUUGAACAUACUAACUCCUAUCGUAGUGCGUCAUAGCGUUGGCCUCAUGAUAGCCUCUCAAAUAAUUCAAGGCAUAUUAGAGGGAGUACGACUGCCUGCUAUGCACGCUAUCUGGGCGCGCUGGGCUCCACCAUUUGAGAGAAGCAAAUUAACUUCGUUUACGUAUUCAGGUGUUUAUUUCGGUAUGGCAACUACCUUAGUCUUAUCUGGAUACCUCUGUGCUCGAUUUGGUUGGACAAUAACUUUUUACAUAUAUGGUGGAAUCGGUUUAGCAUGGUUUGUAGCCUGGAUGUUGCUAGUAUUCGAUUCACCAUCCGAGCAUCCUUACAUUUCAUCGGAAGAGCUGACUUUCAUUCACGAUGCCAUUGGCCUGUCUCUGUCUCAGAAAAAGGUAUGA